UUUGGCGGAGCGGUCCCUCUCUGGUGUGGCUUUCUAGGACAGUUCCCAUUUUCCGAGGCCUCUGACCUGCGAGCAAAGAGGAAAUCGGCGAGAUGACGGACCGCUACACCAUCCACAGCCAGCUGGAGCACCUGCAGUCCAAGUACAUCGGCACUGGCCACGCGGACACCACCAAGUGGGAAAGGCUGGUGAACCAGCACCGCGACUCCUACUGCUCCUACCUGGGCCACUUCGACCUCCUCAACUACUUCGCCAUUGCGGAGAAUGAGAGCAAAGCUCCAGUCCGCUUCAACGUGAUGGAGAAGAUGCUGCAGCCCUGCGGACCGCCAGUGGACAAGCCAGAGGAGAACUGCGCUCCUGCAGGUCCGCGCUCUGCUGCAGAGCACCCGUAUUCCUCCGGUGUGCGACCUGCCCGUGUGCCCUGA
Myotis daubentonii (Daubenton's bat) is the source of this 425-nucleotide messenger RNA. RefSeq names its product splicing factor 3B subunit 5-like. The record is from RefSeq and is a predicted model, not a curated record. Bases 93 to 425 code for a protein of 110 amino acids. Gene Ontology annotation, biological process: mRNA splicing, via spliceosome. Lineage: Eukaryota; Metazoa; Chordata; Mammalia; Chiroptera; Vespertilionidae. Gene Ontology annotation, cellular component: U2 snRNP; precatalytic spliceosome. The transcript has a single exon.